GGACGCUUCUUCAGGAACAACAUCGCGGAUACUCUUUCAACCACCUCGGUAGCUUGCUAGCUGACAUAAAACUGAAAGAUUUACGUUUUAGGCCAUGUUAAUGUAGAUUAGCUAAUCGCAGUGUUUAAAACACAUUUCAGUUGACGUUAACUUGAACCUAAUUUGCUUGUUGAAUUUGCAAAUUUGUUAAAGACUGAUACAGAGCCAAGCACUAGGCUAGUCGCUAAUGCUAACUAGCUAGCUAGCUAACAUCCCUGACAAUGAGCUCACUAAACUACUCAUCCCUUGCUAAAGAAGAGGAUGUCUGUUGGACGGAGAAAGAAGCUCUGGCCCUGAACAUUAUCGUGAAAGACGAAGAGGAGGAUAUUACAGUGAAAGGAGAGAAAGAAGCUCUGGCGCUGAACAUUGUCGUGAAAGAAGAAGAGGAGGAUAUUACAGUGAAAGGAGAGAAAGAACAUUUCAGAAUGAAAAAGGAGGAAGAGGAGGCUGUUAUAGGAAAAGAAGAGAAAGCAUCCUCUUCCUCUCUAAAAGGUUCUAUCUCAAUAAAGGUGAAGAAGGAAGACGUUUUGGGAGUGAAAGAGGAGGAGACAGAAUAUCAGAUUACCACCAGAGAGAGACAUGACUAUUGUGGAUCCUCUGGGGAGCCUCAACAACAUCCUGAUGCUGACGAGUCAGAGAAGAGUCUCUCCAGAUCAGAACACCAGAUGGACAACGCUAGCCCUUCCACCCUCCCGGAGUCCCCGUGUCAUACCUCUCCCAGUAGCGCCUUAUUGCUGGGUAUGAAGAGGUUGUCUGUGCUGCUGGUGGACUACAGGAAAACAACGGGGUUGAGUGGAACUGUGAGAGGAGGAGAAGAGAAGAAAGGAUCAGAUAUGACUCAUCAAAGAGGAAAAUCAAACUUGGAGGAACCAAAGACCUCCACACCAGCAAGACGACACCUCUGCUCCCAGACCAAGUUAGGGAGCCUGAAAAGACCUGAGGGGGGACACACAGGAGAGAAGCCGUACCAUUGCGCCCAGUGUGGAAAUAGUUUUAGCCGGUUAGGAAGCCUGAAAGCUCAUGAGCGAAUACACACAGGAGAGAAGCCAUACCAUUGCGGCCAGUGUGGAAAGAGUUUUAGCCUGUUGGGAAGCCUGAAAGCUCAUGAGCGAAUACACUCAGGAGAGAAGCCAUACCAUUGCAGCCAGUGUGGAAAUAGUUUUAACCAGUUAGGAAACAUGAAAAGACAUGGGAGGAUACACACAGGGGAGAAGCCAUACCACUGCUCCCAGUGUGGAAAGAGUUUUACAGCGUUAGUUAAGCUGGAAGCUCAUGAGCGAAUUCACACAGGGGAGAAGCCUUACUACUGCUCCCAUUGUGGAAAGAGUUUUAACCAUUUAGUUAACAUGAAAAGACAUGAGAGGAUACACACAGGAGCGAAGCCUCACCAUUGCUCCCAGUGUGGAAAGAGUUUUAAGCGGUUAGACACCCUCAAAGAUCAUUUGCGAAUACACACAGGGGAGAAGCCUUUCCGUUGCGCCCAGUGUGGAAAGAGUUUUAGCCGGUCAGGAAGCCUGAAAGAGCAUGAGCGAAUUCACACAGGGGAGAAACCUUACCACUGAUCCCAGUGUGCAAUGCGUUUUACCCAAUUAGGACGCCUGAAAGAAGACAUGAGACCGCACACGGGGGAGAAGCCAUACAAAUGUUCAGACUGGGGGGAAGGCAUUUCACUCAUCAGUCACUUAAAAAACAUGUGAGAAUCCACACAGGAGAGAAUAAUGACUUAUCCUCGUGUGUAAACUUGUAUUUCACAUCACAUUGACUUAAUUACUUCUCCUUGUGGAUAAAUUGAUAUUUCACAUCACAUUGACUUAAAAUUAAUCAGAGAACAUACACAGUGCUCCCAUUGUCUUGUAUUGUUGACUGAGAAUGUGUUUACUUGUUUAUACCAUAUGAAAUUUAAUUGUACCAAGUAUACUCAAAAAUAUAUUUGUAUGUUUUUAUUAGAAAAUAUAAAUUGAAUAUUGUCGUGUCUUUGGCAUCAUUAAAAGUGAAGACUUAUUUUAUCAAA
This is a messenger RNA of Salmo salar (Atlantic salmon), 2050 nucleotides long. RefSeq lists its product as uncharacterized. Lineage: Eukaryota; Metazoa; Chordata; Actinopteri; Salmoniformes; Salmonidae. Gene Ontology annotation, biological process: regulation of gene expression. Gene Ontology annotation, cellular component: nucleus. The record is from RefSeq and is a predicted model, not a curated record.